AUGGAUGGUAGUGGGUACUCAAAGGUGGAGGGCAAGGUUGAAUAUGAUUGGGAGCCUCUAAGGUGCUCCUCUUGUUGUGUGUUUGGUCAUGAUGACAGCUCGUGCCCGAAGAACCCUCAGGUAUCUUCUAGUGGAGAUGCUGAAAAGAAUAAUGAUGAAUUUCAGGUUGUAGGGGCCAAGAAGAAGAAAGUGAACAACCAAGGCAUCCAUAUGAAAAACCAGAAGCCUAAGGUAGUCUACAGGCCAGUCGUCAACCCUAAACCAAAAUCGUCCUCAAAGAGUCCGAUGCAGAAUCAGGUUUCAACGUCUAACCCGUUUGACAUUCUGCAGGAUGAUACUGGUAAUCAGGGAGGUAGCACUGUGGGUCGAGUGGAGAAGAAACCGUCGAAUGACAGGAGUGAUGGAAACGGUACGAUGGAGGGUGGAGGCACUCCAGGGACGGAAGACAAAACACCUCCAAUUCGUGGUAUAGGUUUGCGGGUGACGAACAUUGAGGGUAACAAUAUGUUCCCUAGGCGUGGUAUUUACUCUACCAACAAUCAUUCGGUUCUUGAUGGGUUGUUGGAGAUCUCUAAACCGGUCGAAUUGAAUACUGCAUGUGGAGGGAUUAACGUGGCGGCGAUGAAUGCAUCCCAUGCAAACCCUAGUGGAGUAUCGAACUUAAACCCUAGUGGAGUAUUCGGGUCUACCACGGCAGAUAUGGAUGUCUUGGGUGAUCAACUUGGUGUGCAAGGAAGUCAGAAUGUUCGUAGGGAUCCAGGUAAGACUCCGGUAUCGUAUGCGGAUUCCAUUGGGGCGUCUAGUGCUAGAAAGGUUAAUUUCCGAACGCUUGCAAGUCUGGUAGAGCAGGAGGGCUGUGAUGUAGUUUUGCCGAAAGAAUCUGUUAGGGUUGUCAAAGAUAAGCUUGCUAAUACGUUAUAUGGAUACUUUCUUGGUGAUCGUGUUGCUUACCCGGUAGUUGAGUAUUUCGUGAGGAACAACUGGAAGAAAUUUGGCCUCCAAAAGUCUAUGAUGAAUGCCAGUGGUUUCUUCUUCUUUAAAUUUGCAAAUGAGAAUGGUAUGAUGAAUGCAAUGAAAGGAGGUCCUUGGAUCAUUCGUUCACAACCGCUUUUUCUUAAUGUAUGGUCUCCAUCCUCGAAACUGGAAAAGAAGGAAGUGAAGUCGGUGCAACUUUGGGUUAAAAUUCACGAGGUUCCUCUUGCGGCUUAUACAGAGGAUGGUUUAAGCAUGAUUGCAACAGCCAUUGGUAAACCAAUAGCGUUAGAUUCUUAUACUACCUCAAUGUGUUUAGAUUCGUGGGGUCGGAGCAGCUUUGCGAGAGCUCUAGUUGAAAUCUCGGCAGAUAAUGAAUGCAAGGAGGAGAUUGUGAUUGCUGUUCCAGAUUUGGAAGGGGAUGGGUUUGUUAAGGAAAAGAUGUACGUGGAAUAUGAAUGGUGCCCACACCGAUGCUCUCUUUGCAAGGUCUUUGGACAUAACGAUGGGGAUUGUCCGAAGCAAGUCACGCAGGUUACGAAGGCUCCGGCCAAUAUUCCAAAAGCUCAAAAAGCUCCUAAUUCUAAAGGGAAUUCGAAAAAACCAGUGGUAGACAAAGAUGGAUUCAGGGAUGUGGAAGCUAGGAAAGCGGCAAAGAGGACCGGGUUUCCGGUUAACAAACAAAAACAGAGAUUCGAGUACCGUCCGGUUGGGUUAAAAACCAGUGGAGAGCCUAAUAAAUCAGCCCCAUCUUCGAGUUUCUUCUCAAGAAACCCUUUUGAUGUGUUAAAUGAUCCGAGUAAUGACCAUGAAGCUGGUGGAAGCGGACAAGGGGAUACGAAAGAUGAUUUGGAUGAUGAUGAGGUCCAGGAAAUAUACAACGAGACGGAUGAGUUUCUGGUUAACGACGCGAGUAAACCUGUAACUAAACAAGGGGCAAGCACUCCUUUUUCACCGGUUAAUAAUGAGUCGCAUGUUGAUGUUAGUAGACUGAGUCAAGUGUGCCGUUCUGUUUUUCGCUCAUGGGAUUGGACAUCUAAUGGAGCUCGAUGUAGCAAAGGUACUAGGAUCAUUAUAGGUUGGAAUCCAGCUGUCUUUGAUGUUAUGGUGCUGUCUCAGACUGAUCAGGUUGUUCAUUUACAACUAUUUUUUAAGAAAGAUAACAAGGUAGCUUUUUGUUCGGUUGUUUAUGCGGCUAAUUAUUAUGUGACCCGAAGGGAGCUAUGGCACCAUCUCUCUAUGCACAAAAGUUUUGUUGGCAAUAAUCCAUGGGUUAUUAUGGGAGAUUUCAACUCAGCGUUAAAUCUAGAGGAUAAAUCGAUGGGGGCUUCUUCGGUGACUCGUAGUAUGAUAGAGUUCCAAGAGUGUGUAGAUGACCUCGAAAUGCUGGAUAUUAAUCGAACCGGUCUUCACUUCACUUGGAGUCAGAAGCCGAAAAAGGGAAUUGGGCUGCUUAAGAAGAUUGAUAGAGUUCUUGGUAAUACCUCUUUCGUUACCAAUUUUCCGAAUGCUGUUGCUUUUUUCCAACCAUAUCGUCUUUCGGAUCAUUGCCCGUGUGUCUUAAAGCUUCCAGAUGCUGACAUCUUGAAACAUCGGUCAUUUAAAUUCGCUAACUUUCUUGUUUUUAAACCUGAAUUUGGCGAUAUAGUGAAGAGGGUGUGGGAUACUAGAAUAAAUGGAGUGCACCAGUUCCGUGUUGUUAAACGUCUUCGGCUUCUUAAGAAGCCUCUCCGUGCACUGUUAUUUAAGCAAGGUAACUUGCAUAAAAAAGUUGAGGCUCUCCGCGAGAAGCUUGAUGUCAUUCAGAAUUCUAUUGACAAGCAUCCGGAUUCUGAGAGUCUUCGGGUUGAGGAAACUACUUUAAGUGCUGAAUACAAAGAAGCUUUAUUGGAUGAGGAGCGUUUUCUGAAACAGAAAUCCAAGGUAGAAUGGUUACGAGCUGGGGAUAUGAACACGGCUUUUUUCCACUCAUCACUUAAAAGCAAAAAUCAUCAGAGCCGUAUAGAUGUGAUCCGUGAUACUGGGGGUGUUAUCCAUGAGGGUAAUCAGGUGUAUCAGGCUGUCGUUGAUCAUUAUGAAAAAUUUUUGGGUUGUAGGGGCGAUACUUCUCUGAAUCCGGCUCCGGAUUUAUUUACUAAUGUAUUGGAUCCGAAUAUUGCUAGUUAUAUGUGUAGACAGGUUACUGAAGAUGAGGUUAAGAAAGCCAUGUUCUCUAUUGGUAUUGACAAGGCUCCUGGUCCUGACGGCUUUACGGCAGCGUUUUUCAAGAGUGCGUGGCACAUUGUUGGUAAUGAUGUCUCAAGGGCUAUUAUCGAUUUUUUUGACACGGGAAAUCUUCUCCGAGAGUUAAACCAUACUCUUAUCGUGCUAGUGCCUAAGGUUCCGUCCCCAUCGGUUGUCACUGAUUUCAGACCGAUAGCAUGCUGUAAUGUCAUUUAUAAAUGCAUUACCAAGAUUCUGGCGGAGAGAGUGAAGGGGGCCUUGAAUAAUAUUGUCAGCAUCAACCAGUCUGCGUUUGUUCCAGGUAGGAAGAUUUCUGACAAUAUUCUGUUAACCCAAGAAUUGAUGCACAAUUAUCAUAGAAAUUCUGGUCCGCCAAGAUGUGCGUUUAAAGUUGAUAUCCAAAAGGCUUAUGAUACAGUUGAUUGGAAGUUCCUUAAAAAUAUCCUGCUUGGCUUUGGUUUCAAUAACAAGAUGGUCAAUUGGAUCAUGGUGUGUGUCUCUACUGUUUCGUACUCUGUUUGCGUAAACGGUAAUGUUCAUGGGUAUUUUAAAGGUAGCCGGGGGCUUCGUCAGGGUGAUCCUCUCUCCCCGUAUCUUUUUACUUUGGUGAUGGAGGUUCUCACGGGCAUUCUGCAUCAUAUGAUCAGGAUUGACUCUUCAUUUAAAUUUCAUAAUAAAUGUGAGAAGCAGCAAAUAAUCAACCUAUGUUUUGCUGAUGAUUUGUUCUUGUUUGCGAGAGGGGAAAUUGCUUCGGCCAGGUGUAUUAUGAAGUCUCUUACUGACUUUUCUAAAAUGUCGGGGUUGGUGCCCAGUAUCCAGAAAAGCACGGUAUUCUUUUGUAAUGUCCCAAGUUAUAUAAAAAAUGCUAUUCUGAACAUUAUGCCGUUUAAGGAGGGAUCCUUGCCUGUGCGUUAUCUUGGUGUUCCCUUGAUCUCUUCAGGGCUCGUUUAUAAAGACUGUAGUGUUUUGAUGGAAAGCCUUGACAAACGAAUCAAGCAUUGGCGUAACAAACUGCUCUCGUUUGCUGGGAGAUUGCAGCUCAUUGUUUCCGUCUUGUCUUCUAUGCAUAUUUUCUGGUCAUCUGUCUUUCUUUUGCCGAAUAGAGUCAUUCAUGAAUUGGAAGCAAAGAUGAGGAAUUUUUUGUGGUCUCAAGAUGUUGCGUUCCAUAGAGGUAAAGCGAAGGUGUCUUGGAAAGUCGUUUGUCUUCCCAAGUAUGAAGGUGGUUUGGGUAUUCGGCGUCUAGGUGAUGUAAACAAAGCUCUAAUGACUAAGCAUAUUUGGAGUAUCAUUACAAACCGAAAUUCGUUGUGGGUGGAGUGGGUGCACAGCUACAGGUUAAGAGGUAAAAACUUCUGGAUUUCAAAGGUUGUUUCGAAUAGCUGCUAUUCUUGGAGAAAACUUCUCCAACUUAGGCCGCAAAUGAGACAAUUUUUUUGGUCGGAUAUCGGAGAUGGUACGAGGACCUCGGCUUGGUAUGAUACUUGGUGCGAGCUAGGGCCGCUUGGGAACUUCAUCGUGCCUAGAACUAUUGCUAAUGCAGGGUUUCGGCUUGAGGAUUCUGUUUCUCAAAUCCAGUUAAACGGUGAGUGGAAAUGGCCGGUCGCUUGGAGGGAUUUAUUCCCUGUCUUAAAUCAGCUAGAUCAAGUCCAUAUUAUGCCAAACAAACUAGACAGAGUCAUAUGGCGAGAUGGUAAUGAGAAGACAGAUUUUUCGACAUCGUGUGUGUGGGACUCGAUUCGGUAUAAGGAAACGGAAGUGGUAUGGAGUACUAUAGUCUGGUUUGCUCAAUGUAUACCGCGGCAUGCGUUUCUCAUGUGGCUAAUCAUGCGAGGUAAAUUACUUACGCAAGAUAAGAUUCUAAAAUGGGAUUUGUCUCGUCGGAAAAAUAUGAACAUGAUGUGUUGUUUAUUAUGCUAUGCUAAUCACGACUCCCAUAGUCAUUUGUUCUUUGAAUGUAAUUAUUCGACAAAGGUUUGGGAUAUAGUGAAACGAAAGGUGGGAAUGGAUUCGGUUCAACCCAAAUGGGCAGAUAUUGUAGACUGGUUGAUUACUCGGUCCAAAUCUAAAUUAGCUAAGGAUUAUGUCGCUAGAGUGGUGGUUGCGGCUACGGCUUACACUAUUUGGCAGGAGCGAAAUGCUAGGAUUUUCAAAAAUCAGCUAAGACCUCCAGAGACUGUGGGUGCUCAUAUUAUACAAUUGGUUCGAUACAAAUUAAUGGGUGCGAGGUUGAAGAAUACUGGUAAUGUCCGCAGGCUUCUAAGCGAAUGGGAUGUUCAUGGCAAAGAGCUAUUGGACGAUGGUGGCUGA
This is a messenger RNA of Helianthus annuus (common sunflower), 5502 nucleotides long. RefSeq lists its product as uncharacterized. The coding region runs from base 1 to 5502 and encodes 1833 amino acids. NCBI's taxonomy places the organism in Eukaryota, Viridiplantae, Streptophyta, Magnoliopsida, Asterales, Asteraceae. The record is from RefSeq and is a predicted model, not a curated record. The transcript has 3 exons.